AUGGAUUCAAGGUGCAUUACAGACUUGCCUGAUGAUAUAAAAAAGCAGAUAGCAGCAAUACUGGACGCAUCUGAACAGCCCAACUGGAAAUCACUUGUCCAUGAGGUUAUAAGGCACAAGAUACCAUCAUAUAAGGAUCCAUGUCAAGUUUAUGCAAUUGGAAUGGCAACUUUGUCACCAGGAGGAAGCCCAACUCUUAAACUAUUGCAAGACUUGGGACAGUCACAAAUAACUGUGAAAGUCUUCAAAAGCUGGAUCAGUUCCAUGAGUGAAGGGUCACCAGGCUUACAGAAAGUAAUUAGUUUACUAAGUAAGUUUGCAAGUUUUUCAUAAAGUAACAUGCUAAUUUCAAGCAGAAUGAAAUAUCGUUAAUGUUACCUUUAAUACCUAAAAAAUGCUCUUUUAAUCUCUUCGUUACCUGAUAUCUGCUUGUGGCCAAAGUAAUCGUGAGAUCUAGACUGGCUUUCACAAUUAUGGAUAUUUUUGUCACUUACAUUGCAUUGUUGUGUCUGUUGUAUGAUAACUAUUUGUAACAGCUUUAACAAAGUUGCUAGAGACAUCUGAAUAGAGGAGAAUACUUAUUGACCUUCAUUCCCCUUAAGCUGAAAGACUUAUUAUAAUGGUAAUCCAGUGAGACUCAUACCCUACACCUCUCACAUCACAUUGUGGCAGUCUCCCAGUUGAGCUAACAAAGCAACUUAUUGUGGAGCUCAUAUCCCCCAUCUCCUAGGUGACAUUGUGGCAGUCUCCUAUUUGAGUUAACCAAGGUGCAGUUGGGUAAGCAUGGAUGUGCAUGCACAAAUAGAGAGUGCAACAACAAAAAAAAUCACCAACAAUUGGUAUCCAUAAUUAUAACUGCAAACAAAUAACUUGGGUUCUCUAGUGGAUAAUUUUCUUUUGAUUUUACAUCAAUCAUUUAGCAUUUUCUCCAACUAUAACUCAAGAUGUUAAAAAAGAAAUACGAGGAAUUCCAGGACAGAAUGUUUACAUACACUGUGAAGCAUUAGGACACAAACCACUUCAAUUUCAAUGGUUUAAAAAAAGAGAACUUCUUCAAGGGGAAACAGGAAAUAAGCUAGAGCUCAAGAGUGUCAGUGAAAGUGACGGAGGAUAUUAUACAUGCCGCAUCGCAAAUUGUCAUGGUUGUAUUUUCACCAGCUGGGCCAAAUUGAUAAUUGAUGAAGACAGUGAUGCUCACAGCUCUUCACCCUUUGGUAAGUGAGUCAUACUAUGGGUUGUUGAUGAAAGUUCUCUAUUGAUCAAGAAGUCACAGAGAUGUAUAGUGAUCAUUGUCAGCAUCUGAGUAGCUGUGCACCUACCCCUCCCCUGAUCCAACAGCAAUCAACUGAUAACAAAUUAGGGUUUAAUUUUGGUUAAGGGGGGUAGGUGCAUAGUUGCUUCAGCACUGACAUUGAUCCACCUACAGUGUACUUACUUUGUGAUUAGUGCACUGAAUUUUGUGUUGAAAAGCUGGUGUUCAAUUUUUGGUCUGAGGUAACAAUAUUGUGUUAUUGAACAAGGUACUGUCCUCUAAAAAAAAUGGUGAUUAGUAACCUUAGGAUGUAACAUUAUCCUAUCCAGGGAGGAAGAAGCAAGACAUUCAGUUGCUUCCUGCUACUAAGGCUAGGAUAAGCAAGGACAGUAUGGGCUGUCUGUCUUAUAACCUAACUUUGCCGACCAUGUCAAUGAGUUCUGUGACUGCCCUGCAGUUCCCUCAGUAUUUGUGGCUUUCUCUAUGGGCACCUAAGUUUUUAAGUUGUGUCAAAACACCCUGUGCUAAUGGUAUCAGUUGUAAAUUAAAUGGUGAUCAUUCAGAAUGACAAACCUCAUACUCUUUAAGCUGUAUUUGUGGCAGUGGUGUUGUACAAAAACAGCAAAAUCACAUCUUCAAGUCAUCAUGGCAAGAGAAAAUAUUUCACUUUUUUUCUUAGCUGUAAUUGUCAAUUUCAAUAUUAAAUUUAGUUGAUGGCCCCUUGGAGUUCAGUGCACUGUCCAUUAGGAGACAGUGUUUACAACUCUUUUUAUUCAUAAUUUACUUGGAAAGAGUGACAAGGUUCUAAUUUCGCCUUACAAUAUCACCCCUGAAUCAAAUGUUUAAGUCACAAGAAUAAAGGAAAUGAUCAGCAACUAACAUAGCUCUUGAUGGUUUUACAAAUUCUCCUUGUUAAAACCUAGGUUACAUAUAGAGAACAGUAUGGAGAAUAUGCAUAAUGUGUUAGGGUGUAAAGAGCUGAAAAUUAACAGAACUUACUGGAACUAAGGAGAACCUCUUUGUUUCAGAUUUGCCAAUCAUUACUUCUCAAUCAGACCCUGAUGUUCACAUACUUCUGGGUUCACGGCUAAGCUUAUACUGUGAUGGUGUUGGCAGACCAGCUCCAAGCUAUCAGUGGUUUCAUGAUGAUUCUCCCAUCCCGGAAGCAACACACAGAUGGUUGAUAAAAAACAAUGUUUCUGCAGAAGAUCAUGGAUUUUAUUAUUGUAAAGUGUACAACACUGCUGGGGAAAUGCAUUCACACAAUUUUAAAGUGACUAUUGAAAGUUUUCAAGUUAAUAUUGACAAUCUUACCCCAGGUAAAAUAGAGAUAAUUGGUUAAAUUUAAAUGAUUGAAUUCAUGGAUUUAUUUAAUUUUCAAAGGGGAAGGAUUUUUCCAAAUAGGUAGUACUUGGUAUGGAGUUUUGCAGGAGAUCUACUUCAUUUUUGUGGCCAUGUCUUGAGUUUUUGGCAGAAGCACCCUGCAAAACUCAGCAGUGGAAACCUAUAAAGUUUGCCAGCAAUCUGCACUUUAGUGCAACUCUGUGACAGGGUAUUAAGUUGUAUAUUGCAGAUUCUCUCACCCUGUCAUAGUAGAACUGUUUGUCAACCUUUUGUUUAUUUAUGAUGUAACUUUCAAUGGUUUUUCUUACAGCCAGAGAUUCCUAUACACGUGGUCCACGUGAUCGAGGUGAUAACAUGAUUUGUUCUUAAUUGUUAAAUGAUUUAAAAGAGAGUUCCAAGUAUUCCAAAACAACAACAAACAAAGUGUUUCUUCCAUGAGUGACCAAGACAGAAUUUAUCCUUACAAUUUCAAUACAAUAGCAAACAGAUAAGUGAUGAAAGUAAUGAAAAAAUAUCAAUUAGAGGAAUUAGUUUAUCCAAUACCAUAUUAUCCAAAAUAACAUGAUAAGAUUUGUGAAGCAGACAAUUAGGAAAAUCACUGAAAUGAGAUCUUGGGAGUGAAACAGUUAAGUGUCUUGGGAAGUUUCUGUCCUUGGGAAAUGACUAUUUAAGGGAAGUGUUCACUGGAUGGAAAUCUCUCCCAAUAGAUGUAGUCUUUUCCCAGGGAUAGUGUCUAAUAAAUAGCUGUCUGGUUAAAGAAAUAUUUUGUUUCAUGCAAAGGCUGGUUGGUCAGGUAAUCUUAAGGCUUUUAUUAGAGUGGAUAUCUUUUUGUUGAUGGCAUUUAUUUUUUAGUUCUGUCAGUGUUGUUAUUGUUGUUAUAUUUUUCAUGUUAUGUUCUUUUCUUUUCUUUCUAGUCGCAAAUAAAGUUGCCCUGUUAAUUGGAAAUAAAGAUUACUGCCAUCAACAACUCGGAAAGCUUUUUCAUCCAAUCAAUGAUGUUUUUGACUUUACAGGCAGACUUAUCAAUAUGGGUUUUAAAGUAAGUAACAAAACCACUCUGAUCUUGAAAUUGUGACUGAGAAAUCUUUUGCUUUUAAGGGUGGGGCAUUCCUGAAUUUUCUUAUUCAUGAAAUAACCUAGAUACUACAUGUAUGAGUGUCCUGAUUUGUCAAAACCUAUCAUUUAUUGCACAAGUAAACCCAUAGUUAUAUAUAUAUAUUGCUAUGAAAGCAAUAGGCCACACUUUAUAUCAAUUUAACAGCGUAGUGACCCACUUGGGAAAUCAUGAGCUAGAAGUGUAUGGUUUACAAACUUUUUGAGUGUUCUCCCAACAUUCCAAGUGGGUUAUUAUGCUAGUAAAUGUGUUGUCUAUUGCCUAGCUAGAGAAUUCCCUCCUUUAUGCUUGCUGUUUCUGAGCUAAUGGUAUACUUUGAACCCUGUGAGUUCUAUAAAAGAGUUAUUGACUUCUUUGUAAAAGACUGCUGCCUUAGCCAAAUAUCAUUUCACUAUUUACAGGUGGUUUCAUUAGUAAACCUAACACUGAAGGAGAUGAGAGAAGCUCUUGCACAGUUCUGCAUGCUUCUUGUCGAAGAUACCUAUGCUGUGUUCUACUUUGCUGGCCAUGGUUUUGAACGCGGUGGAUUAAGCUAUCUAAUGCCAGUCGAUGCCACGCCUUUAUAUCAUUGGCAAGAGAACAUGGCUUCAGCUGAAGUACUUAAGGCCAUGCAAGAAACUAAGGCAAAGUUAAAGCUUGUGUUGCUGGACUGCUGCAGAACAGAGUAAGUUGAGAAAGAGAGUAAGAAACAGAGAAAGUUGAGAAAGGGCAGCAUUGGUUGAAGUUCGUAGGAGAGACGCUAAGACUCCACAAUUUUAGAGUUUUGCGGAGAGCGUUACCUCCCAGUACUUGCGAUUUACUAGCAAUUCGUGUUCGUGUUGGAGGUUUCAUCGAGCUCAGUAAACGGUUUUGUGUAAAGAGGAUUCAGUGUUCAAACUUCUGUUUGUUUUCAUUAACUUUGAUUUUCUAGACCGGAUUACGUGGCGCAGAACAGUCCAUUACUUAGUGGGGAUUUACAAGAUAUAAAAGAACCAAAUGUGGUAGUAGCAUUUGGCUGGUAAGCACGCUUUUUUCUUUGUUCCAGAUGGUUGUCUAAUUCGUCUUUUAAGUUAAAGCGUAUCAUCAUAGAUCAGAUCUGCGCCAAAAGUCCAGCAAAAGUCUUAUGAGAUUUAAGCAAAUUCAGGUAUUAACUCUAAAUAGCACAUGCGUAAUUGUCGCGAUUAUAGGCACAAUUCGUGACUCUGCUUCCCUGACCUUCUUUCUUCCUGUGACUUGUCUCCGUCUCUUGUUCUUUAGCAAUCUCAAGAGGUUUUGUUUACUAACAAUCGAUAGGGAUAUUCUGCUUAUUUUAUUCAUUUGUUUAGUUUUAGUAUUUGCUGAUAUUUAGUUAUUUUCACACCUUAAAAAAACGUAACAAUUUGCUCUUCUUUUCUACCAUCUACAGUAAGUUUUUGUUGUUGUAAGCAUUACUGGUAGUAGACUCAGUUUCUUUUUCUCACAACAAAGGCGUCAUCGUUUUUUUACGCGCGCUGCAUGACCAUUUACUUUGCUAGUCGGAGCAGUUAAAUAUUCAUAACCUUAGUCAAGGAGUUUCUUUUAAAUUGUGCAAGAAAUUAUUGGUUCAUUUGUACAUGGAAGUCCUAACUGAUAUCCCACAAUUAUUGUAUAACUUACCUAGGAGGUCAUCAAAUGCCGAGUUUGUGUUAAGUUUGUCGAUCUGUUUUCAGUUGCCCGCGUUCAAGUGUGUUUGAAUGUGAGCAGGAGAAGAAUGGCUUUUUCGCGAAGCACCUCCUGAAAGCUAUUUCAGAUGAACACAGGAAUAAAUCCGUCGAAGAAGUUUUGUUACAUGUUAGUCGUGGUAAGAGUUGCAUUGAACUACUUAACUCCAAGAAUAGGGCCAUUUCCAAUUGACUGUCGAAAAACCAAAACCGAAGUAAACAUAACUAUCUAUAAGAACAAAGGUUAACAUCAUCAUUCAUUCACCAAUGAGAGCUCACAGUAACAGCAGGCAACCUGUUUAAAGCGCGGAAAACGCGAGUGACCAAGUUGAGAUUGGGUUUAGUUUUGCAUUUGAUUGGUUGAGAUGGUGGCGCGAGUUUUCUAGACCAAUCACAAAGAGAAGUAAAGCUAGGUCAGAGUAGUACAGAAUUGCUGUCGAUACUUAAUUGAAACCUGAUAUGUCGAGCGCAUUAAGAUAGUGCUAUAAUUUUAAAACCUACGUAAUCACAACGACAGCUGUCACAAAAAAGGAAAAUAAUGCAAAGAGCUCUACAAAAAUAAGUUUGAGAUAUUAAAGCUUUGAAGUAGCUUGAAAUUGUGCUAUGUAAUUACCAGCUGGGCGCUUUUAUAACCUUUGCUACGAAGUUACACGUUGGCAGGCAAGCGGUUCAAUAGCUACCGAGGCCGGAAUUUUUUCAACCCAUUUUCUGCAAAGGAGCGAUUUACGAAACGAUUGCCUUGGUUUGCGUCGUUUCGCUCUUUAAUUGGUUCAGAAAACUCGUGCCUCUCUCUCAACAGAUCAGAUUGUCUUCGCAACUCAAACUGACAUUUUAGUAUACAGUUUUUAGGACCUUCAUCGAAUUAUCGAAUCGCUUUGUUAAUUCUGUAUUUAUAGGGAACCUUUCUCCACUUAUCUAUUUUGUCAGGUAUACACGAAGAGAACCUCGUGGACUAUCUUACAAAUCAAAAACAGAUUGUGAACAGGAUAACCACUUCAGUCAAACCUAUGAGUCUCUGGACCCCUGUGGACAUCUCAUUGAAUCCGUCCGCUGAAGAAGCAACUGCAAAGUGGAAAUCAGCUCAUGGUAAGUGAGAAAACAUGGUCUGAAGUACUUGAGUCGUCGUUCGCCUCCCUUGAGAGCGCUUUCCGAUUGAGUGUGGUAAAACCAAAGCCAAAUUUAUCACAACAGCCAAUCAGAAGAAAGGAAGAUGCCUUUAAGAGCCAAUGAGAAUUCAAAGUAAAAAUAACCAAACUGCCUAAAGCGCGGGAAAACCCGCGCGGGCGACUAAGUCGUGACUGGUUUUAGUUUUGCAUCUGAUUGUUGAGAAAGUGGCGUGAGUUUUCUGGACCAAUCACAGAUGGAGGCGAAGCUGAGUGGAUCAUGCCAAUUAUUAUGGAUAAAUCACCGACCGAAGCAAUUUGGAACAAACUGCUUUUCCAAAUUGUCCUUGACACGCAUCUAGAAAUAACUUUACCUCUGGACUGGUGGAAUCUCUUUUUAAUUCUUUUUGAAACCCAGGCGCUCUUCCUAAUAGAGUAUCAUGCAAACUAAACCAAUGCCAAGAAAAAAAGAAAGAAAAAAGUUUAGCUGAUCAUUCCAUGCUGGGCUUUACCAACAAACAGGGAAACAAAUGUUAUAAAUUAUAUUUAAGGCAUAACAAAUCCCUGCCUGCACGGAGUUAGACCAGUAGUUAUUAGAGAGUUUUAGAUCCGCGUCUGAGGGCCUUCAUUUCAAACACAAAAUGUGGCUAAAAUAUUGCCUUCCCCGAAGUUCAAAAGUGGACGGUAAACGGCGAACGUGACCGCUGGAGUCUGGUCACGUGACUUCCAGGCGUCUGUGGUCACACAUGUUCUGAAACAAACAUGGAUUUAAACCCCCUAUUAACAACGCCUAGCUAAACACAGUUACGAGAUUCUCACGUGAGGCACUAUUAUUUAUUUAUUGUCUUGCUCUUUUGUUAGAAAUUCCAAAUGAUCCAGUUACCGUCUAUCAAGAUGAUAAAGUGAGGGUUGAGUUGAUUUUUAACGCAGAAGUGUCAAAUGUCUUGAUAGUGAAUGCACGAGCGCUGGGAGAGGACAGCUUGAACUUAAAUGUCACGUUUGAGAUGUCGAAUGUAAGUGAGAUGGCUUAUAAGUUAUCAUAGCGCUUUUAGAUCGAAUGUCAUACAGCCAAACCCGUAGUGAUAAAGAUAAUUAACCAAAACUAAGGAAAUUGUUACAAAAAGUCAAUGAGAACUCGAAUGAAAACACUAAAGCUAACUACUGAGAGCGCGGGAAAACGUGCGUAACGUGAUUAGUUCUCGUUUUGAAUGUGAGUGGAUCAGAGGUUGACGGAAUUAUUCUUCACCAAUCAAGGAGUAUUGGAGAGAAGAAAGCUAAGUAAUCUCUCAUUUCAACAUUUAAUGGAAAAUUUCUCUCAAGAAAAACUGCUAUGGGCGUAUGAGGAAGAAAGAUUUGGAAAUACUACGUAAAGAUUUGAACCUUAAACUUUCCGAACGACGCAUUACCUCAUCCUUCUUUUGAUCAUAAUUAGCUCAGAUUGUCACGUGGGCAUGACGUUACCACCACGUAUGUCAUAGUAACUUAGCAACAAGUUUGAAAAGUUUGAAGCUCACUUAUUCGAUUUGGAAUAUUGUCUGGUUAGUGAAACCGCUGUACUCAAUAUCUUAUGUAAAAUUUGUUGUCAUCUUCAGGUUGUGAGUGGAUGCUGUGUCGCGCGAGGUGACAUGUUGGGAAAAAAAUGCCGGCCAUCAGAAGCGACGUUAAAAGUCAAAGACCUUCAACGGCUUACGGUAAAGAACUCUUAGAAAAGAAACGGAAAUUUUUAUAAGAGCAACUAUUCAGUUCAAUUGGGAAGGUGAACCCUUUACACCCUGACUUUGGUGUUCAUAUUCUCCUCACUGUUCUACCUACAUUUCCUAUGGUACUGGCAAAGAGAAUUUGUUUUAAAAUCAGGAGCCCCUUAAAUUGGUGAUCAUUCCCUUUAAUCUCACGACCUUUACAUUUAAUUCAAGGGUUAUACUGUGACAGGAAAUUAUUCGCCAAUCAGUCUUGGGGGUUGAAGGGUUAAUGUCUAGUCGUCUUUUCCUUUAUACUGGCGUAAAUUUCCAUGAUAAAUAUGCGGCAGGUAGUAUUUUUGUGUUCUUGGGCGCGAAAUUUAACUGAUCUUUACGUGUCACAGCUCCUCCCCUCAAGAUGAAGAAGCUGUGGAGUAAAUGAGCCUACCAGCUUGGGGGGGUAGAGGGUGGUUAGAAUAACGUAGCACCAGAGAGGUCCUUUCCCCGGCAUCUACACAAAUUCUUCAUUUUUAUAUCUUGUAUUAUUAUCCCAGUAGGGUACAGGAGUGCAUUCACUGAUUCUUUAGCGAAUUUGGGUCCUAAAUUUUACUGGUUUGUCUUUCCUAACACGAACACAGAACACGGCCUUAGACAGUAUGAAGCACCAGUUACGAUAGGGCGAGUAACUGGACGACAAGAGUUGCUGGACAAUGGUUUUGGAAUUUCAGCCUUGAGUUAAUUUAUACUUAUUUUUACCCUUUUUUUCCAGGGACCGUUAGUCUUUAAACUGACUUGUAUAUAUACAGUCAACGGAGAAAGACAGCUAAAGUCGAUUAGUUACACAAUGGAAGAAAAACCUCUCUAUGCUAAGCUGGUAACACGUUGGUGACAAAUCGAAAGAUCGAAGACAUCACUCUGGUCUCCCACGAGUUCAAGGGGAAGUAGGCUCCUGAAAUAAUAUACAUAAUUUUUGCCUUCGAAAUUAAAAAGUAGACAUGAAAUUAGGACUUGAACCGCAUUUGAGAUUCACGAGAGUAACCUAAUGUUUCCAAAAUUGUUUUCUUAACAGAGUGUUACUCCUCUUGUUUCAGCUCUAUUGGCGAUCUGUGUAGAAUUAGGAUCUGAACGAAAGAACAUUCAUUACUUAGUUAAGAACUUUUUUUUGUGUAUGACGUAAUGUUCAGAACAUGUCACCGGCCAUGCCAUGCCAUGCUAUGUCAGUACCAUUUCAACCGCUUCGUGCUCUGAUAUAAGUUCAUAACGGAGUAUAUUUGUAUAACGAAUAUAUUUGUCUACUUGAUAUAUUUAGAGAAAUAUGUUUUUUUUUCGUCAUGUCAUGAGCGUGGAAUCAAGAAAAAAAAUUGAGUUCCCGCGAGGAAUCGAACGUCAGACGUUCAGAUUCCGGACCGCGAUGCUCCACUACUGAGCCAUUGCUAAGUUCAUAUGUUAUACGCGUUCUGAUACACACUAUAAGAUACUUUGCUGAUCAACAGUGUCGAAAGCUCCACGUGAGUUAAUAGAAAAUAAUCGUUAAGAAAGAUAACUUAAGUCUGAGCUCGGUUGUGAUAAAGAAAUAUUAUUUAAUUAGCAAAAUUAAGCGUACUUUGGGAAAAUGAUCUCUUAAAGGGAUUAUGAUACACUGAGUUUCUUCUGCGUUCUAGAGAUUAGAUCCUCAAUUAAAAUGAACCUUGAAAAGAUAUUUUACUGCUGUAGACGAACUACUAAGGGACGAGAAUGAGCCGAAAACUUAUGUAAAUGUUGAACGAUGGAGAAGAUUCAAGAGGAUUUCAAUUCACAAAGUUGAAAAAUUGGCAUCAACAUUGACGCACCGCCAUUCAGCAGCAUCGACGUUUGUUGCAAUAUCCAUUUAACCCUUUAACUCCCAAGAUCUCAUGGGUUGUCAAUUCUCCCCUCUAGCUGCUACACAUUUCUAUGUAAAUCAGUGAUAAGAAUUUGGUGUUAGAUUAAGAUAACAACUUCUACCGGAUAAGUUUGAGUAUUCUCAUCACCUGUUUCCUGGAGAUUGCAGUAAUAUGAAAGGUAGAAUUUACAUGUCAAUCACCUCUGGGAGUUAAAGGGUUGGAAAACGCACAGCGUUAAGCCAUUUUAGUUUGGAUCUCUUCAGACGAUAUUUAAAAUAAAGGCUAUGUUUUUCAGUAUUUCGGACAAAUUAACAAUAUCAUGGUGAAAAGUACUUUCUGAAAUAGUUCAUUAUGUAAUAAUAAACAAAGCUAUAAGCGAAAUUGUUUCAGAUAUAGUCCAACCAUAUUUAAAUCUUAAUUAAUACAUUUUAUUGCUUUGAACAUUGUAAAUUCUGCAACCUUUAAAUAGUACUUUUUAGAGAUUAUUGUAGAUAAAAAAUUUUGCUGUGAAUUCAGUUUGCUGACUCAAGCCGGCGUCAAGAAGAUAUUGGAUAGUUUUUUCAAAGCUCUAUUUGUUUUUGUCACAGACAUAAACAUUUAUUGUAUCUAGGUUAUUUGAGG
This is a messenger RNA of Pocillopora meandrina, 10630 nucleotides long. The record is from the annotation of a GenBank genome assembly. NCBI's taxonomy places the organism in Eukaryota, Metazoa, Cnidaria, Anthozoa, Scleractinia, Pocilloporidae.